Molecule: messenger RNA, 732 nt
Organism: Debaryomyces hansenii CBS767
Lineage: Eukaryota; Fungi; Ascomycota; Pichiomycetes; Serinales; Debaryomycetaceae
Product: DEHA2D06116p
Exons: 1
Coding region: 1-732 (243 amino acids)
Source: RefSeq, a predicted model, not a curated record
AUGGUUGCAACCACAGGUUAUAAAACAAGAAAACUUAUUACGUUUUCUUCCAGUAUGGGACACAAAUUGAAUGAUAUUUCGCUGAAUGUGGAAAGGAUGAAUGAGUACCUAUUCCUAAACCCUGAUGGUACACGUUCUGCUCAUGAACAAGCUCCAGAUUUAGGUAACGGGGUCCUUAAUCAAAUGAUGACAUAUAUUGUUAGAAUUAGCAACUCAUUAGAAGAGUUCAAAAACGAUAUGAGAGAGUUCAAAGACGAAAUGGAGGAGUUUAUUGACGAAAUGGGAGAGUUCAAGGACGAAAUGGGAGAGUUCAAGGACGAAAUGGGAGAGUUCAAGGACGAAAUGGGAGAGUUCAAGGACGAAAUGGGAGAGUUCAAGGACGAAAUGAAAGAGUUUCGGAUUGAAACAAACAGGCGCUUAGCUAACUUAGAAAUGUCGAACAAAAAUUUAAGUUCACGCUUUGAUAACCAAUUCAAGGGGAGAGGAGGAAAUCGCAACUCUCCUGAUGCCUAUGAUCCUAUCUCAAAUAGUGAUUAUAGAACUCUAGCAGAUGCUGGAGUGUCACCUUUAACGUCUCUUGCCCAAAUUGAACAACUCACGAGGGGUCUUAAUAGCUACUUGGAGUUUUAUAAGCUACUGACCACUGGGCUGGUACAAGAUAAAAGAGAGAGGUUGAUUCGCUACAUUGGGGCGAAUGCCGAGCCUGAGCGUACCUAUGGUAGAAAGAUUUGA